Molecule: messenger RNA, 1506 nt
Organism: Dunckerocampus dactyliophorus (ringed pipefish)
Lineage: Eukaryota; Metazoa; Chordata; Actinopteri; Syngnathiformes; Syngnathidae
Product: twinfilin-2
Exons: 9
Coding region: 176-1234 (352 amino acids)
Biological process (GO): actin filament depolymerization; regulation of lamellipodium assembly; barbed-end actin filament capping
Cellular component (GO): myofibril; cytoplasm; actin filament
Molecular function (GO): actin monomer binding; actin filament binding
Source: RefSeq, a predicted model, not a curated record
CACCCUCACAGUUGCUCCUCCGCCGCAGAAACAUUUGAGCACUUAGGAGAGACGCUUUCAUCUCAACUCCAGUAGGUUUAAACAACAGAUUUGUUCUUCUUUUUAGCUUCUUUUGACUUGGACUGCCACCUUGGGCCUUGGUGCUGCUGAGUGAGGACGACCGUGCUGAGCCGCCAUGUUUCUAGCUUUAGUGGUGACGCCAGAACUGAGGGAGUUUCUGGCCCGGGCCAGAGGUGGAGCGGUGCGCCUCAUUAAGGUGCGCAUUCAAGAGGAGCAGCUGGUGCUGGGGGCCUACAGGGAUGCGGAGCAGAGCUGGGACCAGGACUAUGACCACUUCCUGCUUCCUCUGCUGGACGAGCAGGAGCCCUGCUACAUCCUGUACCGUCUGGACUCCCACAAUGCACUGGGCUUCGAGUGGCUCUUCAUAUCCUGGUCUCCUGAUCACUCUCCAGUGAAAGAAAAGAUGCUAUAUGCUGCAACGCGGGCCACAGUGAAGAAAGAGUUUGGUGGAGGCCAUGUGAAGUAUGAGAUGUUUGGCACGAUGGAGGAGGACGUCUGCCUGUCGGGCUACCAACGUCAUGUGUCGUCCUGCUCGGGCCCUGCCCCGCUCACGUUAGCUGAGCAGGAGCUGCAGAGGAUCAAGAUCACUGAGGGCAGAGUUAAGCAGGUGAAGGCAGAGAUCAGCGUGGAAAGCAAGCAUCAGACUCUUCAAGGCCUGGCCUUUCCGCUGCAGGAGACGGCCAGACGGGCCCUCCAGCAACUGGCCCAGAAGCGCAUCAACUACAUCCAGCUGAGGUUGGAUGUCGAAAAGGAGACCAUUGAGCUGGUUCAUUGCCAGCAGACGGAGACGCGGGACUUGCCUUGCAGAGUUCCUAAGGAUACUCCGAGAUAUCACUUCUUCCUCUACAAACACUCCCAUGAGGGCGACUACCUUGAAUCUGUCGUGUUCAUCUACUCCAUGCCGGGAUACAGCUGCAGCAUCAAGGAGAGGAUGCUCUACUCCAGCUGCAAGAGUCGACUCCUGGAGGAGGUGGAGAGGGAUUAUCAGCUGCAGGUGGUUAAAAAGCUGGAGAUUGACGACGGCGACGAGCUGACGGAGGCGUUUCUGUACGACGAGGUCCAUCCCAAGCAGCACGCCUUCAAGCAGGCCUUCGCCAAGCCCCGCGGCCCGGCCGGAAAAAGGGGACACAAGCGCCUUAUUAAGGGCCCGGGGGAAGGUGUGCAGGACAGCUAAAGCAGACGAAACGUCUCGCAGGCGUGUCGGCUGCUCCUGGAACACAAUCCAGCAGCUUGUAAAAACACUGACAGCUUGAAGAAAGAGCUCGUUGUGGGACUCCUUCCUCUAUUUAAAUACCAGGAUAAGUGAUGAUGCGAAGACAAUGUUUUUUGUUGUUGUUCUUUUCAACCGUAGCAGAAUAGCUGCAGCAAGACACACGUGCACACGACAUCCGCACUCCCCCCGUGUCUCGCCCACAGCACACAUUUUGUACCACCACCUUUGUAAGA